Molecule: messenger RNA, 496 nt
Organism: Parasteatoda tepidariorum (common house spider)
Lineage: Eukaryota; Metazoa; Arthropoda; Arachnida; Araneae; Theridiidae
Source: RefSeq, a predicted model, not a curated record
ACUAAGCAGAGUGGCUAUUUCAUCAGAUAUUCGGCAGGCUUUUUUGCAAAUUUGCAAUGCGGAUAAGCACAAGGAUACAGUACGAUUUCUGUGGACAGACAGUGAUCCUCGUUUAGACUCAAAACCAAAACUUCUAAUUUAUCGUUUCAAGAGAUUACUCUUUGGACUUAACACUAGCCCUUUCCAACUAGCAGCCACCAUCAAACAUCACAUUGAAAAAUACAGAGAGGAAUAUCCCACGACUGUACAUCAUCUAGAUUCUUACAUGUACGUAGACGAUUGGAUAACAGGUCAAGAUACCCGAGAAGAGGCACUUAUAAUAUCCCGAAGUGCGAAGAAAAUCAUGAAGGAAGCUGGAAUGGAGAUGAGAAAAUGGAUUAGCAACGACUCCGCCUUGAUGAGUCAGUGGUCAGAAGAAGCCUUUGACACUUAUCCACUUGAUAUUCCUAUAAACUUAGGAACUAAUAAUGCUAAGGUAUUAGGCAUGACAUGGUAA